This is a messenger RNA of Lolium rigidum, 2076 nucleotides long. RefSeq names its product collagen alpha-1(I) chain-like. Gene Ontology annotation, cellular component: mRNA cleavage and polyadenylation specificity factor complex. The transcript has 2 exons. Lineage: Eukaryota; Viridiplantae; Streptophyta; Magnoliopsida; Poales; Poaceae. The record is from RefSeq and is a predicted model, not a curated record. Gene Ontology annotation, molecular function: mRNA binding. Gene Ontology annotation, biological process: mRNA alternative polyadenylation. The coding region runs from base 1 to 1689 and encodes 562 amino acids.
AUGGAGACCGACGGCGAGGCCAUCUCCGCCGUGCAGGACGUCGACCAGUACUACGCUGAUGACGAUGACUUCGACGACCUCUACAACGACGUCAACGUCGGCGACGGGUUCUUCAACUCCUCCCACCAGCCGCCGCCUCUUCCCCAGAAUCCGCUUCCGCCGCCGCCGCCGCCGACGCAGCAGAACCAGCCCCACCAGCUUCCUCCUCCUCCUCCUCCUCCUCCUCCACAACCGCAGCAGCAGCCUAUGGCGCCCCCCCACUCCCUCCCGCCGCCGCCACCGCUUGCCCCGCCGCUGCAGCAGAAGGUCCACAUCUCUGGAAUGCCUGCGCCUCCUCCAACCCUCCCGCCGACGCCGGCGACCCUCCCGCCGCCACCUCCGGUGCCAGCGAGACCCGCACCGCCGCCAUCUCGGCACCACCAGAUCCAGCAAGGAGGAGACGGGUUCCACCACCAAGGAGGCAGCUUCGGAAACGGCGGUGCGGCCGGCAGUGGUGAGGGCAUGACGCUGUUCGUGGGAGACCUCCACUGGUGGACGACUGAUGCGGACCUCGAGGCGGAGCUCAGCAAGUACGGAUUGGUCAAGGAAGUGAGGUUCUUUGAUGAAAAGGCGAGCGGGAAAUCUAAGGGGUUCUGCCAUGUUGAUUUCUUUGACCUCGAUGCCGUCUCUGCCUGCAAGAAGGGCAUGAACGGACACCUGUUUCAUGGCCGUCCAUGUGUUGUGGAUUUCUCCUCGCCUAACGCUGCGCGUCGCAUGGGCGAGUGGCAGGGGAAGAACCACCAGUCGUCUAUGGCUGCGCAGACACCGCCAAUGCAACCGAAGGGUGGGAGAGGGCCUGGUGGUGCAGGAGGCCCUCCGGUGGCUGGUAAUCAAAGUGUUGGACGUGUGGGAGGACCUGGUGGUGGUAAUUUGGGGAGACCUGUUGGUGGGAUGAUGAACAGAGGCCCUGUUGGAAAUAUGAGAAAUCGGAUGGGGCCAACAGGUGGCCGAGGGAUCAUGGGAAAUGGAGGCAUGGCUGCACCGCCACCACCAAUGAUGCCUCCAGGAGGAAUGAUGGCUCAGGGUUUUGAUCCUACUUGUUAUGGCCCAAUGGGAAGAAUGGGUGCUGGGUUUGGUGGUUUUCCUGGUGUACCAGGCUCAGGGCCUUUUCCUGGGUUGAUGCAGCCAUUCCCGCCGGUGGUCGCACCACAUGUGAACCCUGCUUUCUUUGGAAGGGGUGGUAUGGGUCCUGGCGGCGCUGGGAUGUGGCCCGAUCCCACCAUGGGGGGUUGGGGUGGUGACGAACAAGCAAGCUAUGGGGAUGAUGCAGCAUCUGAUCAACAGUAUGAGGAAGGGGGAAGCCGUGUGAAAGAGAGGCCACCCGAGAGGGAGUGGUCUGGUGCACCAGAGAGGAGGCGGCCAAGGGAGAACGAUAUGCCAGCGCAGGAUUGGCCAGAGAAGAGGCACCAUGAUGAGCAAGGCAUGGGCCGAGACAGGGAUCGUAACCAUGACAGAGAUAGGGAGAGAGAUCGUGAUAGGGAGAGGGAAAGGGAUAGGCACAAGGAUGACAGAGACCGCUAUAACGAUCAUCACAGGCACAGGGAACGUGAUUCUGAGCGUAAUGAAGACUGGAACAGGGGAAGGUCAUCUGGGAUGCAUAGCAGGUCGAGGGAGGCUGACCAUUCUAAGCGCAGGCGCAAUGACACCUGAGUACUGUAGCAGGAUGAGGUACAUCUAGUGGGGAAGCAACUACAAAUCCAGGACAUUGUUUUUUUGCUUGGGUGCAUGGUUUGGUAACCACUAGCAACUCUUACUGAUUGUAGCUGUGGGGAUUCUAACUGCUUUUAUCUCCGGUGAUCUGUUGUGAUAUAUCUGCAGUCAGAAUCUCUUCGGUUACAUGAUUUUCUCAGGAUGAUAGUUGUCUUCCCCCUCAAUUUAUGCGCUGUGAAACGCGGAGUAGCAUGAAGACAGAAGUUUCUCUUUCUAUGUGUGGAUUGCCUUAUUAGUUGGUACUCCGCAAGUACUUGAGACUGCGCUAUUUAUGCACUAGGAUGAUAGCUUGGCAGCUUAUAUAACCAUGUUUUGUUUCCUUUCUCA